Molecule: messenger RNA, 1569 nt
Organism: Schistocerca nitens (vagrant locust)
Lineage: Eukaryota; Metazoa; Arthropoda; Insecta; Orthoptera; Acrididae
Product: serine/threonine-protein phosphatase 6 regulatory ankyrin repeat subunit C-like
Exons: 3
Coding region: 159-1184 (341 amino acids)
Molecular function (GO): protein binding
Source: RefSeq, a predicted model, not a curated record
ACAAAGCGGAAGGGAAGGACAUGAGCAAACUUCUGCAGCUGGUCAAACCGUGUGAGUGGAAGAAUUAAAUUCCAGCAACCAUCUUCAUAAAAAUCGCUACAUUGCGAAUCAACCGUUUGCGGAGCUGAUGCAAAAAUUGGGUUCUCAAAACAUUCACAAUGGCAGCCGCCAAGGAGGUGCAAGAGGCUGCUGCUACGGAUGCUGGGGAAGGGGCCACGGUGACUCUGGUGGCCGGGGACACGCGGCUGGUGGCGGACAGGGCCGUCCUGGCAGACAGGAGCCCCGUGUUCGCCGCCAUGCUCUGCCAGGACACACCGGAGGCCAGCAGCAGUGUGGUCACCGUCCCCGACGUCGAGGGCCCGGUGCUGCACCAGCUGCUGGCCUACAUGAACUCCCUCCAUGCUCCCGAGAUGCCCCGCAUGGCCCCACAGCUGCUGGCAGCUGCAGACAGGUACGGCGUGUGGGGGCUGAAGGUCCAGUGUGAGGAGCAGCUGGCCAGUCAGCUGUCAGCAGAGAACGCGGCGCGCACGGCGGUGCUGGCAGUGAGGCACUCCUGUCCCAGCCUCGCAGAGGUCGCUGUCGCCUUCAUAAAAGCCAACUCGCUGGUGUUUGCCACAGCGGGUUGGGCCGAUGCGGUCCUCAACCACCCUGAUGAGGUGGUCAAAGUGAGUCAGUUGCUCGGUGGGCCACUAACAGAAUCCAGGAGCCUUCCUGGAAAGAAGAGUAGCCGAGGACUGAUCCAGGCAGCUAAGGAGGGGGCGGUGGAGGAGCUCAGGGUGCUUCUUGCAACAGGGGCGAAAGUGGGGGCGAGGGACGAGGACAUGUGGACUGCCCUGCACUGGGCAGCUGAGAGGGGACACCUGGCAGCAGUAACAUGUCUGGUGGAAGGUGGAGCAGAGGUGGAUGUGAGGGACAGCAAGCAGAACACGCCACUGCACUGGGCUGCAUACCGUGGUCACGUGGCUGUGACGCGGCGAUUGCUGGACUCCUCUGCUGACCCCGAUGCCAGGGAUAAGUAUGGGUGGACGCCGCUGCACUGCGCAGCAGGAUGCGGCCACACAAAGGUGGCGGCCGUGCUGCUCGAUGCAGGGGCUGAAACUCAGGCCAGAGAUGCACGCGGGCGCAAACCAUGGGUCAUCGCCAGGCAGAACGGCAAGCAGCAGCUCGUGGAGAUGCUAUCGUGAAGCAUUCAGUGCAACAAACAUCUCUGCAAUGAUGCUGAAAUGACUCUCAAGAUCUGUUUGUGAUAUUGUUCUAAAUACAGAAUGCAAAUGUGAAUUCUACAGUCCAUCAUUUGUACUCACCUUUAAGUAGGACUCACGUACAGUGGUGUCAUUAUCAUAAACUUUGUAUUCUGUGGUGUGCGAGGCAAUUGGGGUUAAGCAGCCGUUCAUGCAAGAUGCCUGCCACAUUCAGACUUGACACACAAAUGAUUAAACAAGAAAUUCUAUACUUUGAUAGAAUGCAACACAAUCAUACAACUGUUAGAAUGAUAAUUGUUCAUGGUCCUAUGUGAUAAUACAGCUGUAGUUCCAUUGUCAACAGAAUAAAAAUAAGGUAAAUUCUUGU